Messenger RNA from Blastomyces gilchristii SLH14081, 711 nucleotides. RefSeq lists its product as uncharacterized. The transcript has 2 exons. Lineage: Eukaryota; Fungi; Ascomycota; Eurotiomycetes; Onygenales; Ajellomycetaceae. The coding region runs from base 1 to 675 and encodes 224 amino acids. The record is from RefSeq and is a predicted model, not a curated record.
AUGACGACCACAGCAACUCAAUCGCAGUAUUUGACUGUACAAAAUCCACCGUUAGAUCAAACGUCUGCGCGGGAUGAGACCUUGAACCCAAAUAAUUCCGGUUCUAGGCGCAUAGGUCGUCGAGGCAGAGGAGGAAACCGUGAGAGCGGUAGAGAUGUAGAUACAUCACACAAUCGGCCGUUUGUUCACGGAAGAGGGAGACGAGGUGUUGGGCCAAGCCGUAGGGGAGCGGGGACAGGAGCAGGAACGGGAGCAGGAACAACAAUAUCCGCGAGAGGGAGAGGGCGGGGUGAUGCACCUAAUACGACGAAAACCGUGGCCGGGAUGGGAAGAUCAUUUGGCGGCCAAUUGACACGAGAAGCACCAGAGACAGCUAAAGAUGGCAGAGGAGACGGUUCUUCUGCGCAAGGGGAGCAGGGCUCACUACGACCCAGUGCGCCGGAAUUUAUACCUGGAGUCCAAGUUCCUAUGUCUACAACUACACCGACACUUUCUCAUUCCUCUACGCCCAUCCGGGAACGAACGAGACAACCAAGGCCUCCUAAAGCAAAAUCUACGGCGCAUGACAUUGCCACGCGCACGCACGAGGACAUCGCCAACGGGAUAUACGAAUGCCCCAUAUGCACAAACGAACUUGGUCGAAAGACGAGAUUGCAUAAAGAAAUGGUCGAAUAACGAAGGCUCGGUAAUGGCGAGGCCAAGGCAACAGCA